Molecule: messenger RNA, 3218 nt
Organism: Anolis sagrei ordinatus
Lineage: Eukaryota; Metazoa; Chordata; Lepidosauria; Squamata; Anolidae
Source: RefSeq, a predicted model, not a curated record
AUGCAAUCAGCUUUUCUACACUCCGGAGGAAGUGUUGGUACCACAAGUCUACACAGAGGAAGGAGGUGUAGUGUUUAUGCCAACCCACACAAGGAGAAGCGUGCAAAAGAGAAAUCAGAGGGAUUUGCAAUAAAAAUGCCAACAGGUGAGGCCAGUGGAGGAUUCCAGGAUAGACAGACAGAUGAACGCAUAGUGCUGUUAGCUGUCAUCGCAUGGGGGCUCUUGUUUCCCGUGGGUGUGGAUGCCUGGACGUACCAUUAUGGAGAUAAAUCAGAUCUGACUUGGAAAGAGGCAAGGGUUUUUUGCCAGACCUGGUUUACUGACUUGGUAGCAAUCCAAAACCAAGAAGAAAUUGCCUAUCUAAAUGCUGUCGUCCCUUUCUAUAAAAAAUACUACUGGAUUGGGAUCCGGAAGAUUAACAACACUUGGACCUGGGUGGGAACCAACAAGAAGCUGACCAAAGAGGCAGAAAACUGGGCUUAUCGAGAGCCUAACAACAGAAGAGACAACCAGGAUUGUGUUGAGAUUUACAUCAAGAGAGACCGGGAGGCUGGAAAGUGGAAUGAUGAACCUUGUACUAAGAAAAAGCGAGCAUUAUGCUAUCAAGCCUCUUGUCACCCUUCUUCCUGCAAUGAACGGAGCGAGUGUGUGGAGACCAUUGGUAACCACACCUGUCAAUGUUAUCCUGGCUACUUUGGGCCUGAGUGCGAAUAUGUUGUGAAAUGCAGGGACCUUAGUGCUAUUCACAAGCCACUGCGCAUGAACUGCAACCAUCCUCUGGGCGAUUUCAGUUAUAGAUCCAGCUGUGCUUUCAGUUGUGAAGAAGGACUUGAAUUGAGUGGCCUGGCCACCUUGCAAUGCUUGCCCUCUGGCAACUGGACUGCUGAGAUACCACAAUGCAUAGCUGUUCAGUGCAAGCCGCUAAAAAUUCCUGAUCAUGGCGACUUCAACUGCUCCCAUGUGUAUGGGGAGUUUCAGUAUCAGUCUACCUGCAACUUUAAAUGUGCUGAGGGAUUUGCAAUCAGCGGAGCAGAGAACAUCAUGUGUAAAAAAUCUGGAGAAUGGAGUUCCCCCGCACCAACAUGCCAAGUUAAGCAAUGUCAGGAAAUUGAGUCACCCAGAAGAGGAACCAUGGAUUGUGUAAACCCAAUUGGUGACUUUGCUUACAACUCCACGUGUGAUUUUUCUUGUGAAGAUGGCUUUCAGCUCAAUGGCUCCAAGACUUUGCAUUGCAAUGCAGCUGGCCAGUGGAGCUCCCAUGUACCCUUCUGUCAAGGUGUUCAAUGCCAGCCCCUGCAGGCUCUUGCUCACGGAAAUAGCAGCUGCUUCCAUAUUCAUGGGGAAUUUCAGUACCAGUCCAACUGCACUUUCAACUGUGAUGAAGGAUUUUCUUUACUUGGAGAAGGGAUGAUUUUGUGCACAGCACGUGGACAAUGGACAAAUGCAACCCCGGUUUGCCAAGCUAUUGAAUGUCCCAAACUAGAGGCUCCUAAGAAUGGACAGUUGAACUGCUCUCAUCCUCAUGGAUACUUUGCGUACAAUUCCAGCUGUGCCUUUUCCUGUGAUGUGGGGUUUGUUCGAGUUGGAUCGGAGAUGCUUAACUGUAUGGCUCAGGGAGAAUGGACAGGAUCAGAACCAGUCUGUGAAGUCCAAAGGUGUCCCAAGCCGAGGCAUAUAGAGAAUAUGAGGAUGAAUUGCUCCCACCCCUUGGGCUCCUUCGGCUAUAGAUCAGCAUGUCACUUCCGCUGUGCCGAGGGCUACAUUCUCAAUGGAAAAAGUACAAUGAUGUGCCAACCUGAUGCCCAGUGGUCUGCUGAGAUACCUUUUUGUCAAGCCGUACAGUGCCACAGUCUGCAGAGGCCCGAGAAAGGGAGCAUGACUUGCUCUCAUCCAGUUGACGUGUUUGCUUUCCAGUCUUCUUGCGAGUUUUCCUGUGAGCCUGGUUUUAAUUUGACUGGAAUACAGGCAAGCCAUUGCUUAGCAACUGGGAACUGGAGUGCUGCAGUACCUACAUGUCAAGCUAUUGAAUGCAAAAAACUAGAUGCCCCUGAGAAUGGACAACUGAACUGCUUUCAUCCAUAUGGAGACUUUAUGUAUAGAUCCAGCUGUGUCUUCUAUUGCAAUAGCGGGUUUACACAAAUUGGAGCAGAGCAGCUUCAGUGUUCAGAUGUAGGAACAUGGACUGAGGAGCCGCCUUUCUGCGAAGCAACCAAAUGCCCAGCUCUACAGAAGCCAGACAAUGGCCAUCUCAGCUGUCUUCACCCUCAUGCAAACUUUGCAUAUGGCUCCAGCUGCAACUUUUCAUGCAGUGUGGGAUUUCAGCUAGUUGGAUUAGGAGUGCUGGAUUGCUUGGCUAGAGGAAACUGGACUGAACAAGUGCCUCACUGUAAAGCUUCCAUGUGCCCAAUGCUGCAUGCUCCAGUGAAUGGACAGUUGAACUGCUCUCAUCCUCAUGGAUACUUUGCAUACAAUUCCAGCUGUGCCUUUUCCUGUGAUGUGGGAUUUGUUCGAGUUGGAUCGGAGAUGCUUAACUGUAUGACUCAGGGAGAAUGGACAGGAUCAGAACCAGUCUGUGAAGUCCAAAAGUGUCCCAAGCCAAGGGAUAUAAAGAAUAUGAGAAUGAAUUGCUCCCACCCCUUGGGCUCCUUCGGCUAUAGAUCAGCAUGUCACUUUCGCUGUGCCGAGGGCUACAUUCUCAAUGGAACAAAUACAGUGAAGUGCCAGUCUGAUGCCCGAUGGUCUGCUGAGAUGCCUUUUUGUCAAGAAACGAAAGGCCCCUUUCUCAAGCAAGUUCUGCUCUAUACUGGUAGUGUUGCAGCAUCUCUUGUUGCCCUCACUCUGUCUGGGGGUCUGAUAGGUUUGGCGAUCAAGCGUCUCAACAGAAGAGGUGAAAGAAAAACACUCCUGAGCCAUACCAGUGAUUUGGGAGUACCUGGUGUGUUUUCUAAUUCAGCAUUUGAUUCUGGUUCCUAAGGAGAAUAUUCCUGUCCAAAAGGCUUUUAUCUACUAGGUACCUGAAGAUCUGAUUUCGCACUGUUUACAUGUUGGAUACAUUGAAACCAUGUCCGUAAAAAGUUUUCUUGGCCAUUUCCUUGAUUGCCUGACCGCUACUAUUUCUGCCAGAAGAAUUUGUCAUAUCCCCCCUUCAAAUCAUUCUCUGAUAUCACUGCAACAAAUAUUGAAAUGAUGUCAUUUGUAAAUAAAAAUAUGAAAACCCA